AUGGCAUCAGUCAUCAUUUUGUUAAGAAACAAACGUGUUUCUCUUACAGGUGAUCGCCUUCUCGACAUCCCGUGUAAAGUGUGUGGUGACCGCAGUUCGGGCAAACACUACGGCAUAUACAGCUGUGACGGCUGUUCGGGUUUCUUCAAGCGCAGCAUCCACAAGAACCGGAUGUACACGUGUAAAGCACAGGGCGACCUCAAGAGCAUGUGUCCCAUAGACAAGACUCACCGUAACCAGUGCCGCUCCUGUCGUCUCAUGAAGUGUUUCCAGGCAGAGAUGAACAAAGACGCCGUGCAGCACGAGAGAGGACCGCGCAAACCGAAAGUUAAAUCUGAAACCACCGACUCCAGGCUACAACUCGCUCAAGACUCGCCCAUCGACCUCAGCGUCGCCAGAGGUCAACAACAUGGCCGCUUGACCUUCAACUCGGAUUACUUCCAGAAGUUUCAGUUGAGAAACGACCAACAGAUGGUGUUUAUGGGUUACCAUGGAGACAGUUUGGGAGAGAGAAUGGGUCUGCAUGCGCCGUCAGCGUUUACUUCCCCUGCCGUGCUGCCGCCCAUGCUGACGUCUCAACAAGAUAUCUGGCAUGAAAUGAUGGCUCGACUUCUCUUUACCAUCAUCAGUUGGGUGAAGCAAAUACCAGCGUUCUUAAUGCUGUCACAGUCAGAUCAGACGGCGCUGCUGUCGUCAUCGUGGAAAGAACUCUUCCUGCUGGGCGUGGUUCAGUGGGGGAUUCCCGUGGACACGCGGUGUAUUUCGGCGGACGCCAGGAUCAAGGCGUGUGGGUUCGGCGUGUCUGAGGAAUCCACUGUGAUGACGGAGGUCGAGCGACUCAGCGAAACUGUGUCCAGGAUUAGAGAGAUGGCCAUCGACUCGACAGAGUUCACGUGUCUUAAAGCCAUCGUCCUCUUCAAGUCAGACUCGCCCAGCCUGAAGAACUCCAAGUGUGUGGAGGCGCUGCAGGACCAGGCCCAGGUGAUGCUGUCGGAGCACGUGCAACUCAACUACCCGCGCCAGCUAGUGCGAGUCGGCCGCCUGCUCGUGCUCAUCAGCAAACUGCACGCGUUCAAAACCUCAACGCUGGAACGAGUCUUCUUCAGAGGCAUUGUGGGCAACAUAUCGGUGGAGAAACUUCUCGGUAACAUUUUGCACGGUGAUGUAUUCUAGCUGUUUGUGAACUUACUACAAGUAAUGGUCAGACAUGGUGAUGUAGGCAGUGAUGUAGUAGUUAAUCUAAAGACAUGACCUAGGACGAUGUUUCAGAAUUUCUCGAGUACUCAGUGUCAGUGACAAUAAAAUGUGAUACUAGCAAUUCGCUCCAGUAGGACUUGUCUUUAAAUGGUGUUCGUGUUGAAGACAAAACUUCUUUAAUAGUCACCAGGAAGAGUGCAUUAUUGGGAGGUAUUGAGAAGUUAGCGUGGAUACAGGUAGUAUGGAAAAUGUACACUAUAUAUUCUAUAGUUUAUACAUACGUUUAUUUAAGUAAAUGGCGUCGAUGAAGAACUCGUUAAUAUUCCGUAUAUUCUGUGUAUUAUCCCUACAUGGGCGAGAGACAAAAACAUUUUUCUUGAAACAAGUAAUACUCGUUUCAGUG
Messenger RNA from Gigantopelta aegis, 1600 nucleotides. RefSeq names its product nuclear receptor subfamily 2 group E member 1-like. Gene Ontology annotation, biological process: regulation of transcription by RNA polymerase II; cell differentiation; anatomical structure development. Lineage: Eukaryota; Metazoa; Mollusca; Gastropoda; Neomphalida; Peltospiridae. Gene Ontology annotation, molecular function: nuclear receptor activity; RNA polymerase II cis-regulatory region sequence-specific DNA binding; zinc ion binding. The record is from RefSeq and is a predicted model, not a curated record. Bases 1 to 1173 code for a protein of 390 amino acids. The transcript has 6 exons.